AUGAUUUUUGUGCUAAGACACGCAGAAAGAGCAGAUAAUUCACCUUUUUAAGAUGAUUAAAAAGAUGUGAAGUUAAAUUUUGACCCACAUUUAACAGAUCUAGGAAUUUUACAAUCAUAACUAUGUGCUCUUAGUAUUAAAAAGAUACUAGAGACAUAUAAUCCUAAUGCAAAACAAGUUGUUUAUGUUAGUUCUCCUUUUUUAAGAUGCGUAUAAACAGUGUAAUAUGUAAAUUAAUAACUUGGUUUAAACGCAAUAGAUAAUAAGUUAUAUGUUUAAACUCAUGUAGGAGAAAUGCUCAGGAGUACAUGGUUCGAAGAGGAUAUUAAUAAAAAACUUACAUAAAAAACAGACCAAAGUUUGAGCUAAUAAGUUGGACUGAAGAUAGAAGAGCCAUUUGCUCAAGACGAAAGAUUAAUUUAAUAAGUUUAUCCAGAAGAUAAACUAGGAGAUUUCUAUGAUAGAUUUAAAGUGGCUUAUGAAGUAAUUGUUGAGAAGUUUUUAAAUACUUAUAAUACUGAAGAAACAGUGCUUAUAAUUGUUACUCAUGGAUUCGGAGUAUAAGUUGUACUAGAUAAAUUUAAUUGCUUUAGUUUCUCUGAUAUGGUUGACUACUGUAGCAUAAAUGCCUUUGAUUAUAGAUAAGAAUCUCUUCCUAACAAAGAAUACCCUUUCAUUCCUAAAAUUUGUGUAAGGUAGUAACAUGAUCAUGUAAAAUAAGCUGAUAAUGAAUUCAGCAAACGAAAGUAAUAAAUAGCUAAAUUUUGA
Tetrahymena thermophila SB210 is the source of this 768-nucleotide messenger RNA. RefSeq names its product histidine phosphatase family (branch protein 1). The transcript has 3 exons. The record is from RefSeq and is a predicted model, not a curated record. NCBI's taxonomy places the organism in Eukaryota, Ciliophora, Oligohymenophorea, Hymenostomatida, Tetrahymenidae.